Messenger RNA from Cuscuta epithymum, 5028 nucleotides. NCBI's taxonomy places the organism in Eukaryota, Viridiplantae, Streptophyta, Magnoliopsida, Solanales, Convolvulaceae. The record is from the annotation of a GenBank genome assembly.
GAGGGGAUUAGUUAUAGAUAUAACAAUGAUCGACUAAAAUAUAUCAACAAGUGGAAAGUAGCAAUGCCAAGUCCUUUUUAUCUUUAAAUUAAGUUGUUCAUCUUUAUGUUUAAUUAAGUUAAAUCAUUCAAUCCCAAAACCCCCCUUUUUAUUUACUAGUUUUAUAAAAAGAGAAUUAUUCCUUUCCCUGUGGAUACGAACUCUACUACGCUAUACUACGUAUAAGUGUUAGUAUUGAAUUUAUUUUGAGUGCACUCAUGACAAAGUGCACGUCAAAUUUGGCGCCGUUGCCGGGGAAAGGCAAUUAAUUUUCCUUUUUAUUUUAUUUCAAGAAAAAACAAAAAAAAAUAUUAUUUACAUAUCAAGAUUUCUAUUUCUUCUGAGCUUUAUAGUGUAUGGUUAAAUAUCGUUCUCUAAACGAGAUCACCUACCAAUCAAACCCAGAAAUAGAGCAAACUCUCGAGCGAUUGAAAAAUAAGUUCUCAGGUACCGACUCGGGAGAAUCAUCAAGUGCUAGUUCUCAUUCUAGCGAGCCCGAAGAGCCAACAACUAUGGCUCUUGAAACAAGAACAUUGAGGGAGCUCACGGCUCCUAACUUAAAUCAAAAACCUCUAUGUAUCACCUUCCCCACUCUUGAUGAAGGUGCUACAUUUGAGCUCAAAUCGGGCCUUAUUCAUCUACUCCCUUCAUUUCAUGGCCUAAGGGGUGAGGAUGCAAACAAACAUCUUGCGGAGUUUCAUAUAGUUUGCACUAGUAUGAAACCAAAUAAUGUUACGGAAGAACAAAUCAAGCUGAGGGCCUUUCCAUUCUCACUGAAGGACACGGCUAAGGAUUGGCUAUUCUAUCUUCCCUCGGGAAGCAUAGAUACAUGGGCGGCAAUGAAGAAAUGCUUCCUAGAAAGGUACUACCCCGCCUCCAUCUCAUCAUCUUUGAAAAAACAAAUAAGCAACAUUGAUCAAAAAGAUGAUGAGACCUUAUAUGAAUAUUGGGAACGGUUCAAAAAGUUAUGUGCUAGCUGCCCUUAUCAUGGCUACACCGAGCAAGACCUCAUACUCUACUUUUAUGAUGGUCUUGUUGAUGAUGAUAGAAGAAUGGUGAAUGCCGCUUGUGGGGGCGACAUUGUCAACAAAACUCCCUCACAAGCAACAAGCUUGAUCUCAGAGUUGGCCGAGAACUCUAGGCAUUACAACGGGCGGUCCUCAACCCGUAAAGUUGCCGCGGCGGAAUCAUCUUCAUCUUUAGAAAGUCAGAUGGCCGGCUUGACUUCUUUGGUUAAGGAUUUCCUUUUAAAUCCUAGAAACCAAGAGGUCAAGGUCUGCGGCAUAUGCACACAGCAAGGGCAUCCAACAAAUUCUUGCCCAACUCUCCAAGAAGAGCAAGUCAACGCUUUGGGUUUCCAAACCCAACAACAAAAGAGGUACGAUCCCCACUCUAAUACUUACUACCCCGGGUGGAGAGAUCACCCUAAUUUAAGAUAUGGGAACCCUCAACCACAACAAAAUCAGUCCUUUCAACAAUCCUUCCCAAAUCAUCAAGGUCAAAGCUCCAACUCUAACAUGUCCACGGAGGACAUGAUUCGAGCUCUUGCUACGAACAUGGGCACUUUGCAACAAAAUGUUUUGCAAUUUCAACAAGAAACAAAGUCAAGCAUUCAAAAUUUGGAAACUCAAGUUAGCCAAAUUUCGAUUGCUGUGAGUAGGCUAGAGGCCAAAGAAUCGGGAAAACUCCCUUCUCAAACGGAGCAAAACCCGAGACAACAUGUCAAUGCAAUCAUGACGAGGAGCGGUAAGGAGUUGCAAACAAAGGAGGCUGAAGAAAAAGUUAACAAUGACGAGUUUGACCACAACGAGGGGGAACCAACGAAGACAAAAUUUCCUCCACUUUCAUCAUAUGAGUCACUCCCUCCAUUCCCUGAGGCGCUGAAGGACACAAGGAAGUUGGAGAAUGAUCGAGACAUCUAUGAGACCUUCGCCAAUUGUGAGGUAAAUAUUCCACUCUUUAAACUAAUCAAAAGUGUUCCCCGUUAUGCAAAGUUUUUAAAAGAACUAUGCACAAUGAAAAGGAAAGAUAAAUUGAAGGCAAAACAAGAGGUAAAUGUUAGUGAACGUGUCUCAGCAAUUUUUCAGAGGAAACUCCCGGAAAAAUGCAAUGACCCAGGCAUGUUCACUAUCCCAUGCAAAAUAGGGGACACUUUAUUUCCUAGGGCCUUAUUGGAUAUAGGGGCUUCAAUCAAUGUUAUUCCAUAUUCAUUAUACAAAUCCCUAAAACUUGGCCGUAUGCAUGAAACCGGGGUAGUAAUCCAAUUGGCAGAUAGGUCUUGCACCUACCCAAAGGGUGUAGUAGAGGACGUGCUAGUACAAGUUAAAAAUUUGGUCUUCCCUGUUGAUUUCUAUAUUCUUGAAAUGGAAGCCGAUAACCAAACUACACCCAUCCUUUUGGGGAGACCUUUCUUAAAAACCGCCCAAACAAAAAUAGAUGUGUCUAAUGGUUCAUUAACAUUGGAGUUUGAUGACCAAAAGGUAGAAUUCAACAUCUUUGAUUCUACGAAAAAACAAUUUAAAGACCAAUCUCUUUGUUCUCUAAAUGUUUUUGAACCACAAGCACGAAAUAUUUUUAUUGAAAAAGAUACUAAGAAAACAUCAAUUUUUGAAAAAAGAAUUGAACAAAAAAAAUCUAUUUUGAAAGAAGAGUCGCCUCAAAGCGAGUUGGAACCACCUGUGGUCGAGGCGAUAACAAAGAAGAAACUUCGGCCUUACUGGAAAAGGCCAAAGAAAAAGAAUGAAAUUAGGGAUGUCCAUGAUCCCACAUAAAAAAAUUAAAAAAUAAAAAUAAAUAAUCGUCGUGCCACGACGUUAAAUAAGGCGCUUCUUGGGAGGCAACCCAAGUUUGUAUUUUGAUUAUUUUCAAUUUUUUUUGUGUGUGUGAGAAACCUUUCAAAAAAAAAAACUGGGGAGUGGACCCGGGCGGGUAUCUGAUUUCACCCGGCCGGGCGUGUUCGUAAAAAGGCACCUGGAACAAAAAAAUCGCCCGGGAAAAUAAUUUUUUUUGGCAAAACCCGGCCCCUGGAGUAAAUUACCCGACCGGGUACCUUUAAUACACCCGGCCGGGCAUUUUUGACAAAAACAUUCUGGAUAAGCGGAAGUUAAGGCCCGACCGGGUACAUUACCCCACCCGGCCGGGCGUUGGGAUUUUUUUUUUCACAAAAACCGAGAUGGCAUCCUCUUCUUCCUCACUUCUUCUUCCGCAAACACGAACCAAACUCCGCCAAAACACCAUUUUCAAACUCCAUACAUUUGAAUCUUCUCCAAUUCUACACCAAAUCCAUCAAAUAAACCCACCUCCCUCAUCUCUUCAUCACCCUCUUCACUACUACACCCCCCCCCCCCCCAAAAAAAAAAAAAAUCCUAAAAAUCCAAAUCCCCUUACUCCACAAACAACAAAACCCGAAAUUUCCUCAACCAAAAAGAAAUGACACCAAAAAAGGCAAAGAGAUUCAUUCUCUUGGACAUCUCGGACACAAGCACUAGGGACAGUGCUUUGAUUAGCUUGGGGGGAGAAUUUCAUGGAAAACUCACAUUCAUACUCUGUAUGCUUGAGUUAUUUUCAAAAAAAAAAAAAAAAAAAAAAAGAAAAUAAAGCUUGUUAAGUUGAAAACCUGAAAAGGCAACUUAAGCAAAAAAAAAAAAGAGUGAGUUGUGAGGAUUAAAACAAAAAAAAUGUGGGAAGCUGGGAUGAAAACCCGAAAGGGCACCUAGGCAAAAUGAGAGAAUGAGAGAAAGUACUUUCUUUUAUUUCUGCAGGAUUCUAAGGGUAAUAAAAAAAAACUGAGGUUGAUAAGAAAUAUGGAGUUGAAGACCCCCCUUUUACUCUUAUAUUUUUGGGGAUAUUUUUUCGUGUUGUUCUAAAAACACACGUGGAUGUUGGUGUUGAUACUCUUGCCAUUUUAGGGACUUCUUGGGCUGGAUUUGGUUUACUCGAGACGAGUAAAGGUUCAAGUGUGGGGGUAUUUGAUAUGCACUAAUUAGUAGUGCAUAAGUGUGUGUUUUUAUGUUUGAUUUGUGUGUAUUGUUUAUCGUUUUAUUUAGUUUAUAAACAUUUGUGUGAUUUUAGUUGUAAUUGUAUUUUAGUUCUCAUUUGUAAGUUGUAAAGUAGAGUUAGGAUUUAUGGUGUUGGAAAGGAAGACUUUGAAUGUGAAGAAAAAUAAUUCUUGGCUGCCCAGGACAAUCACCCGGUCGGGUGAGGUAUUGCACCCGGUCGGGUGAGAAAUUUAAAUGCGAAACUGCUCAGGAAAUUACAUCACCCGGUCGGGUGAGGUAUUUCACCCGGUCGGGUCCGACUUGACCCGGAACACCAGAACGUGCCGAAGAUCGCCAGAACGUGGAAGAUAUUUGAUUUUGACAUGCACCCGGUCGGGUGGGCACUUUACCCGGUCGGGUACCCGGCCAAAGGUGUUGAAAAACACCUAUAAAUAGCCCCAUUUUCCUUCACUUUUAAUCAUCCCUUCUUCCAUACUCUUAAGCUCAGUUUAGAAUAGUAUUUCUUUUAUAUUUUAUAGCAUGUUUAGUCUCCAAAUGAGGAGCUAAACUUCCAUUUCUUGGUGUUGCUCUUGAAGCUUGUUGAUUAUUAAAGUUGUGAGUUAUUUUCUUAACUUCUUCCCUUGAAUAUUAAUUAUUCUCUUAAUCUAUCUCUAUAUUAAUGUUGGGGAGUGUUGCUAAGAUGACAAUUAGUUAACAUCUCGACAUUAAUUACUACUAGAAACGAUCAACAAACCGAUGGUUAAUCGUUGAUGGUUUCACAAGUAAGUAACUUCGAUUUAUUAAUGCACGGUCGUGGUUAAUAAACUUAAGAGGGAUUAAUUUUGUUGGUUAAACCGAAACCGUUGUGUUGAGGUUAUCAAUCUCAAUUGAUUUCAUCAAGGAGUUAAGAGAUUAAAUGCUACUAUUAAGUCGGUAUAUGGCGGUGUUCUAUACAUGACUAAUAGUAAGGGUUAUUAAUGAACGGUCGUUGUUAAUAACUACCCUCGAUGAA